Molecule: messenger RNA, 3465 nt
Organism: Heterotrigona itama
Lineage: Eukaryota; Metazoa; Arthropoda; Insecta; Hymenoptera; Apidae
Source: the annotation of a GenBank genome assembly
AGGCACGCAGGCAUCGAUCGUUCUUCGAUGUUUGAAGUCGAGCUGUUGUGGUCGAUAGACGUCCAAUAGAAAAAGAUAUACAACUUAUCUGGAAGAUAGUCGCAAGGACCAAGUUCGUAGAAAAGCCACAGAGGAAUUGUCGAGGCCCAACAGAAUGCCGCAAGCUUUCGCGACCAUCCAGAGACUGCGAGUCGCAUCACGAGCGUGCGACAGAUUGACCAGCUGAGAAUGUCGGAGCAAAACGGGCCCAGCGAGGGCCCAGGUCCAGGCCCUGGGCCUGGUGGUCCUGGCUGGUGGCCAGCCUCGCAAUCCUGGAAAACGAAUUCUUGCACCGCCGCCUCCUCCUCAUCCACUAGUAGUUCGACCAUUCCAGACAGCUCCGCCUCCGUCUCUGCUUCCUGCACCACCACUACCUCCUCCUUGGCGACCACCACGUCAGCCACUUCCUCGACCAGCUGCUGUUCCUCCACCCCGUCUGGCAAUGGACCGUCUGGAACGAUCACUGCUGCCCGCUCUUCCGAAACAGGAAAGAAUGUCUCUGUCACGACGAUUAACGUACCCCCUAAUCAGGAUAUGCACGAUGGCAAAGGUAUAUGCAAGUAUCUUACCGGACAAAACGGCGUGACAGUAUCCGUGGUGUCGAGCUGUGGAUCCGUACUAGGGUGUGGGAACGCGAAUGUCGCGUCAACGACGGCAAUUGGCCCCACCGGUACUACCGGCGGCAGCACCGGUACGCAGAGUAUUGGAAUUGGAGUCAACGUCCUCAGCCAGAAUACGGCCGAUGACGACGCGGAGGACAGCGACGUCGAGAUAAGCAAAAUCGACUUUCGAGGGGUGAAUUUGCGUACGAAGAAGAAACGAGAUGUAUCGGGUAGCCAGAGCGGAGAGAAAAUCGGCGACGCAGAGGUCGAAGAUGGGAACGUCUGUUACGAUGGGAACGACGCGUCUCAACAACAACCCGAGAGGCCCAUGUCGUGGGAAGGGGAACUUUCCGACCAAGAAAUGUCUUCCAAUACAAUUACAAAUCAAAAAAUGUUCGUUUUAUCGCAGGAUACUCACGAGGAUACGUCAAUGGAGGGCGUUCAAGUGUGUGGCCCGAGUCCGGGGCCAAUGGAGCAAAAAUUUCCGAUAAAACUAGAACCAGACUUUCAGUCCAAUCCAAGAUUCACGUUUGGUUCUUUUCACGAGACAGGAUUACCUCUGGUUCACGGCCAACAAAUACAGCAGCAACGCAACAUCGAGAAUCUCGAGCAGACGCAGCAAAACGACUUGCCUCUUCUCGUAGGGAAGUUACUCGGUGGUUAUAAUAGUUCAACUCCAAAUCACAGUCCGGUGUUGAAUCCUAGACACCAUUUAACAAAGCAUAGCCAUACGAGAUCGCAGGUGCCGUCACCGGACUCGGCGAUUCAUUCCGCAUACAGCGUGUUCAGUUCUCCAACGCAAAGUCCUCACGCAGCUCGGCAUUCCGCUCUAGGCACGGGAAGUCCGGUCCCGUCUUCGUCGCUGUCCUUGUCGCGACACAGUUUUAAUAAUUCGACCUCUUCGUUGUCGCUCUCGUUGUCACAUUCGCUCUCGAGAAACAAUUCGGAUGCCUCGAGCAGCUGCUACAGCUACGGCUCUCUUAGUCCACCCACGCACUCGCCCGUUCAACAACCGAGACAUCCGCAACAUCACCAGCAUCAAGUUGCUCAAGGAAGUCCACUCCAUCUACCAGCAACCGCCUCUCCCGUCAUUGCUCAUCACUAUUCCUCCUCUGCACCGGGCUCCGAGCUAUCUCCAGAAGGACACACUGCUACAGACGAUCAGGAAGACUGCAGAAUACCUUCAGCACCGUCUGGAAUAUCCACGAGACAGCAAUUGAUCAACAGCCCGUGUCCAAUUUGCGGGGACAAAAUCAGCGGUUUUCAUUACGGCAUAUUCUCGUGCGAGUCGUGCAAGGGAUUUUUUAAACGCACCGUCCAGAAUCGGAAGAAUUAUGUGUGCCUUAGAGGCGCGGGCUGUCCAGUCACCGUCGCUACCAGGAAAAAAUGCCCCGCCUGUAGAUUUGACAAGUGCCUCAAUAUGGGUAUGAAGCUCGAGGCGAUUAGAGAGGAUCGCACCAGGGGUGGUAGAAGUACGUACCAAUGUACGUAUACUCUUCCAGCAAGUCUUGUCGGUAGUCCCGCGAGUAACAUCGCCAACGAUAAAUUAACUACUGGAGGAAAUUGUAGCCCAGCUCCAGCUGGUAACGAACAUCACUAUCCGCCAAGACACCACUCGAACCACUCGCAUAAAGUACAAGUGGUACCCCAACUUCUACAGGAUAUCAUGGAUGUAGAACAUUUAUGGCAUUACAAUGACAAUGAUCGCAUGACUGGGAUUCAAAAUGCAGGGAUGAAUCCGACUAGAAAUAACGAUACAAUCCCGUUAUUGGGUGUCAGAAGCAGCGGAGGAUCUGGACUAGAGAAUGACAACACAGAUUCGAGUGUUGAGUGUUCCUCUAAUGGAACCACAGGAAAUGGCAAUCCCAGUAACAGAAGAGACGACAGAUCAUGCUCUAGUGUUUCAAAUGUUGGUAACGAACAAUGUGCUGCAUCCAUUAGUAGCAAUUCUCAAAUUAACAAUACCAAUGGUAAUCCAACUCAACAUCCUGAUUUCUUGUCAAACCUCUGCAACAUCGCUGACCAUCGACUCUAUAAAAUAGUGAAAUGGUGCAAGAGUUUGCCAUUAUUUAAGAACAUUUCAAUCGAUGAUCAAAUCUGUUUGUUAAUUAAUUCCUGGUGCGAGCUACUGCUCUUCUCAUGCUGUUUUCGCAGCAUGAGCACUCCCGGUGAAAUUAGAGUGUCUCUCGGCAAGUCGAUUACACUGGAACAGGCUAGGCAGCUUGGUUUGGCGACCUGCAUUGAGAGGAUGCUUGCAUUCACUAACAAUUUGAGAAGGCUCCGAGUAGAUCAAUACGAAUAUGUGGCAAUGAAGGUAAUAGUACUGUUAACCUCUGAUACAAGUGAACUAAAAGAACCUGAAAAAGUUAGAGCAUCUCAGGAAAAGGCUUUACAAGCGCUACAGCAAUAUACUAUAGGAAGGUAUCCGGAAAUGCCUGCCAAGUUUGGUGAAUUAUUAUUGAGAAUUCCAGAUUUACAAAGAACAUGCCAGGCAGGAAAGGAAUUGUUAAGUGCGAAACGUGCUGAAGGAGAAGGCAGCUCAUUUAAUUUGUUGAUGGAAUUGUUGAGAGGAGAUCAUUGAAUUAUUAUCAUACUGAACAAUGCCAUUCCACGCUUAUAGAGUCCGCAAGCUUAAGGAAGCAGGUGUAUUAGAUAAUCAAGGAGCAACAAAAAUGGAAAUAGAACCAUAAACAUUGCAAUCUACGGUACAUUAGUUCUGGGUGAAGGGACUACAUUCUUAUAGAAGUUGAUUAUUAGUUGAUGCAUAAAAUGGAUGAAAAAUGUUUCUUUUUUCUACAUCUUUCUUUUUGUUUUUUUUUUUUUU